Apodemus sylvaticus (European woodmouse) is the source of this 1092-nucleotide messenger RNA. RefSeq names its product zinc finger protein 120-like. The transcript has 4 exons. Gene Ontology annotation, biological process: negative regulation of transcription by RNA polymerase II. The annotation marks the transcript as partial. The record is from RefSeq and is a predicted model, not a curated record. Lineage: Eukaryota; Metazoa; Chordata; Mammalia; Rodentia; Muridae. Gene Ontology annotation, molecular function: DNA-binding transcription repressor activity, RNA polymerase II-specific.
AUGUGUUUGUCUGAGACAGAGCCACGGGAUUUGGUGUUUGCCCAGAAUGCAGUGACUUAUGAGGAUGUGCAUGUGAACUUUACUCGGGAAGAGUGGGCUCUGCUAAAUCCUUCUCAGAAGAAUCUCUACAAAGAUGUCAUGCUGGAGACCUACAGCAACCUCAGUACUAUAGGCUUCAAUUGGGAAGACCACAAUAUUGAAGAACAUCAUCAGAGUUCUAGAAGACAUGGAAGGCAUGGAAAAAGUCAUACUGGAGAGAAAGCCUCUGCAUAUCCUCAGUGUAAAGCCUUUGCAUAUCACUGUCAUGUUCAAAGGCAUGAAAGCAUUCAUAUAGAAAAGAAAUCCUAUGAAGCCAUUCAAUAUGUUGAAGCCUUUGCACAGCACAGUAGUCUCCAAAUACAUAAAAGAACAAAAAAGCUCCAGAAUCCCUAUUUAUGCAAUCAAUUUGGUAAAGCCUUUUCAAAUCACAGUCAUCUUAAAAGUCAUGAAAGAAUUCAUACUAGGGAGAAACCCUAUAAAUGUAGUCAAUGUGGAAAAUCCUUUGCAAAUCCCAGUCAUCUUCAAAGGCAUCAAGUUAUUCAUACUGGAGAGAAACCAUAUGAAUGUAACCAAUGUGGGCAAUCCUUUCCAUAUCACAGAAGUCUUCAAAUGCAUGAAAGAAUUCACACUGGAGAGAAACCCUACAAAUGUAAUCAAUGUGAUAAAGCCUUUACAAAUCACACUGGUCUCCUAAGACAUAAAAGAACACAUAGUGGAGAGAAACCCUAUGAAUGUAACCAUUGUGGUAAAACCUUUUCACAACACUAUAAUCUCCUACUGCACAAAAGAACACAUACUGGAGAGAAACCACAUGAAUGUAAACAGUGUGGCAAAGCCUUUUCAUAUCACGGGAGUCUUCAAAUGCAUGAAAGAAUUCAUACUGGAGAGAAACCCUACAAAUGUAAUCAAUGUGAUAAAGCCUUUACAAAUCACACUGAUCUUCUAAGACAUAAAAGAACACAUAGUGGAGAGAAACCCUAUGAAUGUAAUCAAUGUGGUAAAACCUUCUCACAACACAGUCACCUCAGAAUGCAUAAAAGAACACAUACUGGA